This is a messenger RNA of Saccostrea echinata, 1245 nucleotides long. Its product is annotated as multiple epidermal growth factor-like domains protein 10. The record is from RefSeq and is a predicted model, not a curated record. The transcript has 9 exons. Gene Ontology annotation, molecular function: scavenger receptor activity. Bases 1 to 1245 code for a protein of 414 amino acids. Lineage: Eukaryota; Metazoa; Mollusca; Bivalvia; Ostreida; Ostreidae.
AUGCCUUACGCCUGUUUGAUAAUAACAUUUCUACACACUAUCUUGGGAUAUGAAAACAUUGCUUUAAACAAACCAACACACCAGUUACAUGCGUAUAUUUAUAAGAAAUAUGGAACAGCUCCAUUCGACUCUAGUAAUGCUGUAGAUGGUCUAAAGUCUGACCUUUCACCCUACAAAGGUCAAUGUGUCAUAUCAGCUAAUGGAUACAAAACUGCCACCUGGUGGGUAAACCUGACAUCAGUCUACAGCAUUCAUGAUAUAAGAAUAUAUUAUAGGACCGACAAUGCACCAUGGGGUGCAUCAAAUGGCUACGCGACAAGGUUUUUGGGAUUUUAUGUUUAUGUUUCUAACACAACGAACAGAAUGGAUGGUCAUUUAUGUUUUCAUGACACGAACUACAGUAGAGCCACGAUCCCGGCCGUCCUUGAUAUAGCAUGCCCUGUACAUGGACAGUACGUCAUCUACUACAACGAGAGGCCACAGAAUACAUCAUAUUCCAAUCAGUAUUCAACAGAUGCACACAAUGAAUUAUGUGAAGUGGAGGUCAAUGGUUGCAAUAAAACAGGAUAUUAUGGGACAGACUGUUCCCUUCCGUGUCCUUGGAACUGUCGUUACUGUCACAUAGAAACAGGUGCUUGUCGAGGAUGUAAACCUGGUUACAAAGGACGUAAUUGUGAAUUACGGUGUGAUGGAGGACGAUAUGGCCAGGACUGUGGCCUUGCUUGUGGAGCCUGUCUUGGUGGCAGACAAUGUCAUCACAUCAGCGGUUCCUGUCUGGGAGGCUGUGACGCUGGGUAUAAAGGACGGCUUUGUAAAACGGUAUGUUUGCCAGGAACAUUUGGUAAAAACUGUAAAGGAAAUUGCUCUCAGAAUUGUGGAAAACCAGGGAAAUGUUUUGCCAGAACUGGGGUGUGUGUUGGGGGAUGCCAGCCCGGAUGGGAGGGGCCUCAAUGUCAAAAGGUUUGUAAAGAACAGAAGUAUGGUGAGAACUGUAUCCAUUUAUGUGGAUUUUGUCGGAACUCUACCUGCGAUCUUGUUGAUGGAUCCUGUAUGCGAGGGUGUGCCGCGGGUUAUCAAGGACCACUCUGUAAUAAAGUAUGUCCUGGAGGCUAUUAUGGGGAUAAUUGCAAUAAAGAGUGUAGCCUCUUCUGCAAGACAUCACGUGACUGUCACCACGUGACCGGUCAUUGUACAGACGGAUGUACAGGAGGGCGGCGGGGAGAGCAGUGUUUACAAGGUUGUUGA